Molecule: messenger RNA, 1473 nt
Organism: Rasamsonia emersonii CBS 393.64
Lineage: Eukaryota; Fungi; Ascomycota; Eurotiomycetes; Eurotiales; Trichocomaceae
Exons: 4
Coding region: 1-1473 (490 amino acids)
Source: RefSeq, a predicted model, not a curated record
AUGAGUUCUUCAAGGAUACCUUAUAGCAAGAGUCAACAAGCCCUGAGUGAAAGAGAUUCGAGUCGAGGGUACGAUAGUCGAGGAAGUUGGGUUCCAGACGAGGCAAGACUGGCCCCUGGAGAAGCGAAUAGACAGGCAUACGACGAAGGCGCACCGCAUUAUUAUACGACGAGUGAAACGACCAGUAACGCGGAGCAAUAUCAAAUCGACUGCUACACCAUCACGCAGGAAGACGAAGAAAUGGCAAAACAAGUCCUCUUUUAUGGCAAAGAACAUCAACUUUGGGAAGCCAUCACCUACUCCGAGAUCAAAUUCUUAACAGACGACGCCUUUGACGAGGAUAACCGAAAGCAAGCUGCAUACUUCGCCUCCCUGUUUCGCGGCACCGCAUUGCGCUGGUUAGCAGACGAACGACAACGAGAUCCAACCAUUCUGAACAACUACGAGAAACUCAAGGCGAUGGCUCAUCCGAUUUGUGGUAUGUUAAAACAUUUCUAUGAGAGAACACGUUGUCCUGGAACUUAUGGGAAGCUAAAGGGACCGGAGAGAGUCCAACAACUAAAAUUGGAAGCCGAUGCACUUGCUGAGCUAAAGGCAGCUGCCCCAUACAAGUUUAAGGAGAUUAAAGGCGGGACAUCGACUGCUGAAUUCACAGAGGUGAAAGAAGUUAGCAAUAUGACCAUGACAAGUAUGAUCAAAGGAGAUGAUCUGGCGAGCAAGGAGGAGCUGGAACCCCCAUCAAAAGCACAACAGCGAACCGGAACUGUAACGACUCCAAAGCGGACACAGGAAACGACCGGAAGCGACGCAGCCAUGACAGGCUCGCCUUUUCUGGCACUACGACCAAAUCUCACCCGAAGACUGUCUGAAGCUGACAAAUCUCGCCUGACAAUGGACGGCAGAAGUGUUUGGGCGACUGUUGACCGCAAGUGCAAGGCUCGAGCGAACGUCUUUCGAUCCUUCUUCGAAUUCCUUUGGGAGAAUUCAGGUAAAGGGUGUGUCAAGAUUAUAGCGUCAGCAACGUCAUACUACGCACUCAUCUAUGAUACACAGCAGCACCAAGACAGAUCUUUGGAAAAACUGCAAAAGAAGACGUUUGAGUGCAACAGCACAGAAAUUCCCACAUCAUACGCCAAAUUUGGGGAUGUAGGUGAAAAUGGGCCGCAUGCCUGGGUUGUGGCCGUUGGACCUACCCAUACUGCUGUGGAUAUCCAGGCUGGACUCAAUAAGAAGUUCAAGGAGCGCGGCCCAGUUAUCCCUGCAUACGUGAUUCGAGAGGUUCUCGCCGGCAAAAUUUCAACAGCAACAUUUGUCAUCAUCUUUCCAACGCCAACUCAAAGUCUCGGCAGAUCCAUCAACGUUGGACCUACCCAAGACAGAUGCAACAUCAAAAAGGAGGGUGCCAGAUAUUCUUAUCACCCAGAAACCAAAGACCUCGAACAACGCCAGAAACAAAACCGCCAAGAAGUCUAA